GUUUGUCAGAAUUUUUGCAGCGGGUAGAAUCAGGAAGGAAUUUCAUUGAAGAAGGUCAAGGAUUGUCUGAAUUAGGGCUUGCUUCAAGUCUUCAUCUUGCUCCUGUGUCAGUUUCAAAAGAUGUUGAAACGCAUAACACGCAUAUCUUUCUAUAGAGAAGGUUCUCAGUGUUCUUAAAAGAAUAAUCAAUGAAGAUUGCCUACUACUAGAUUUCAUACCGAAAGAUGAUAUCUACAACAAUAGAACUACAAGGAACAAGCCCAUCAGAAUUUGUUGUUCCUUUGGCCAAAUACAACAAGUCAAUGUACACCCAAGUCUCUCUCGGUAUGAGAUUCAAGAUGAUGUUUGAGACCGAGGAGUCUGGAGUACGUAGAUACAUGGGAACAAUCACUGGCAUCAAUGAUUUGGAUCAUGUUCGGUGGAAAAAUUCACAGUGGCGUAAUCUGCAGGUUGGCUGGGAUGAAUCGACAGCUACUGAAAGAAGAACAAGAGUAUCACUAUGGGAGAUUGAACCUGUGACAACUCCUUUUUAUAUAUGCCCCCCUCCCUUUUUCAGACCAAAGUUCCCUAAACAACCAGGGAUUCCAGGUGAAGACCACUCUCAAAGGAUCUAUGGAGAUGAGAUUUGAGAGGAGUGACGACCCUUUGGAGAAAAUAACCACAAGUGAGCAAAUCGAAAGUAUAGCUGAGUUAUAUACGUCUCAAGGGGAACCUGUAACUGUUCGAUCUUUCUGACCAAUUCAUGCUAAGAUACUCGCCACGGUUAGUGACAGUUUGUAACUAAUUUUUUUAACAAAUAUCACAGCCACGGUUAGUGACAGUUUGCAUAGUUUUCAGCAUCACAAUAAUUUUCUUCCAUGGGAUAUCUGAUCUAAUUUUUGAGCUAUUGAAAC
Molecule: messenger RNA, 893 nt
Organism: Asparagus officinalis (garden asparagus)
Lineage: Eukaryota; Viridiplantae; Streptophyta; Magnoliopsida; Asparagales; Asparagaceae
Product: auxin response factor 16-like
Exons: 9
Coding region: 225-629 (134 amino acids)
Biological process (GO): regulation of DNA-templated transcription; response to hormone
Cellular component (GO): nucleus
Molecular function (GO): DNA binding
Source: RefSeq, a predicted model, not a curated record